Benincasa hispida (wax gourd) is the source of this 1881-nucleotide messenger RNA. RefSeq names its product glucan endo-1,3-beta-glucosidase 14-like. Gene Ontology annotation, molecular function: hydrolase activity, hydrolyzing O-glycosyl compounds. NCBI's taxonomy places the organism in Eukaryota, Viridiplantae, Streptophyta, Magnoliopsida, Cucurbitales, Cucurbitaceae. The record is from RefSeq and is a predicted model, not a curated record. Gene Ontology annotation, biological process: carbohydrate metabolic process.
AGACUUUAGAAGAAUGGAAAAAUUUGUAUGAAACAACAAAAAUCUCCAAUCAAAUUAUCAAAAUCAAAACCCCUUAUUGCUCUCAUCAAGAAAACGACCCUCCUAAAACCCUUUUCAUAUCUUUCACUCUCUCUUUCUCUCUCAUGAAAAUUCUUCACUGCCAAACAGUUUCCAUAAGGUUUUGGACAAAGUAGAGAAAAGGGCAUUCGUCUAUGUGUUUUAAUUUUGUUGGGUUGUCUUCUUCUUCUUCCUCCUCAUCUGUUUCAGUGGAGUGAUUAGUAGAAACUGUGGAACGUUUUGAAAGAAAUCCACUGUUUCUGCUUGGUUUUUAAGCCAUCUGAUCAUUUCCCAUUUCCAUAUCUUUUGGAAGUUCGAUUUCCCUUGGCGAUUUCUUCUAUCAAUGGCCAGGAAAUGCUUCUGGUUCUGUUUUCAAUCGCUUCCUGGUUUCUGGGUCGUCUUCUCUGCCAUUGCCUCCUUGACAAUGACAGUACAAGCAUUUACUGGAACUUAUGGAAUAAAUUAUGGAAGAAUUGCUGAUAACAUUCCUUCACCUGAUGAAGUUGUUUUGCUUCUCAAAGCAGCAAAAAUUAAGAAUGUUAGGAUUUAUGAUGCUGAUCAUAAGGUUUUGAAAGCGUUUAGUGGGACAGGGCUUGAAUUGGUAAUUGGUCUUCCAAAUGGCUUCUUGAGAGAAAUGAGUGCGAGCGAGGAACACGCGAUGAACUGGGUCAAAGAAAAUGUCCAAGCAUUCCUUCCUGAUACGCACAUUUGUGGAAUUGCCAUAGGUAAUGAAGUUCUAGGAGGAAGUGACCUUGAGUUGUGGGGAGCACUCUUGGGUGCUGCAAAGAAUAUCUAUAAGGCAGUAAAGAAACUUAACUUAGACGGUGUCGUUCAGAUCACAACCGCACAUUCUCAGGCCGUUUUUUCAAACUCGUUUCCGCCUUCUUCGUGUAUAUUUAGAGAAAAUGUUGUUCAGUAUAUGAAGCCUUUGUUGCAGUUUCUCUCAGAGAUUGGUUCACCUUUCUGUUUAAAUGCUUACCCCUUUCUAGCCUAUAUGAGUGACCCUGAAAAUAUUGAUAUCAAUUAUGCACUUUUUGAAUCAACUAAAGGUAUUUUUGAUCCCAAAACUGGUCUACAUUAUGACAACAUGCUCGAUGCUCAGAUCGACGCUGCGUAUGCAGCAUUGGCAGAUGCUGGAUAUCAGAAAAUGGAAGUCAUAGUUACAGAGACCGGUUGGGCUUCUCAUGGGGAUGAAAAUGAAGCUGCAGCGACUGCAAAUAAUGCUAGGAUAUUUAAUUACAACCUCAGGAAGAGGCUUGCUAAGAAGAAAGGAACUCCCUUCAGGCCAAAGAAUGUAUUGAAGGCAUAUAUUUUUGCAACGUUUAACGAAAAUUUGAAACCAGGGCCGACUUCUGAGAGAAAUUUUGGACUUUUCCAAGCUGAUGGGAGUAUAUCAUAUGACAUUGGAUUUCAUGGACUUAAAGCUCCUUCUUCAGAUUCAUCUUAUUUAUCUCUUAAGAAUUUCCGAGCUCGAGGGCUUUGGGCAAACCAUGUUUUCUCAUUUAUGAUAUCGGCCGUAACACUACUACUAUUGUUGAGAUGAGCAAUGGAAUUAGAAUGUCUGAGAACUUAUUAAGUUAGGAAGGAAAACCUGCAGUAGCUGUUGUGAAGCAAUUUACAUCUUCUGCUGGUUCAUCUCAUACUUUGGUAUAGUUGCUGUUUAUUCUUUUGCCUCUUGCAUUAUGAAACACUCCAUUUCCACCCCCAUUUUCUAUAAAUUGUAUCCCAAUUUUCUACAAGGUUGAGUUUGAGAUGGAGCUAUAAAUGAAAGUGGCAAAAUAAAGCAAAUAUAUGCUUAUGAUUUCCGGAAUUGUGCCUUUCUCA